UGUCAGGGAAGAAUUGCUCUGCUCCCCCUUAUUAAAAUGCAUCAAAGUUAGGGAUAUGGAAUGUGAGGGCUGUUCUAGGAUAAAUGAUUUCCUUUAAUGCAGGAGACUGAACCUAAAAAAGCAGUAACUUUGUUGGUCGAUGAGGCGGAAAGGCCUCUCCCUUCCACAGGCUUAGGAGGCAAUCUAGGCCCAGCCUGCAGAGAGGAGUGAAGGACGAUCCCUUACAUUAUGUUUCAAUGCGAGGUCUUUCCGGGUUAAUGAGCUGACAUCAUGAUUAAAGCUGACCAUUUGUAAUGUGUCUGGAGCCUGUUGAAAAGCACUGAAAAGGUUAAUGUGGUAAAACAGGACAGCACCUGCCCCGCACGAGGAGGGGAGGAGCUGGGCCACAGUCCCUUGAAUCAAUUAGGCCCCUUAAUGAGGCUCCCGCACAGCCAAGGAGUGAAUGAUCGCCCAGGCCCUCUGCCAGGGCUGCAGCUCACUCCCCCUAAUUAUUUGAUAAGCACUUGAUUCAAUAUGCCAGCCCUAACGUGGGGAGGGGACUGGGAGUUAAUGAAAAUGUCAUGGGGAAGAAUCUUGACAUUUGUUUGUAUUGAUUGGGAUUUUGCUUUUAUCUCUCCUUAUGUAUUUUGAGCAGCCCCUUAAGAAAGCUCAGCUGAGAAAAAAGUGGGAACAGGGAGAACCAAAAGGAAAGAAGAACAGGAGUCCUUCUCUCAUCCCUCCCACCUUCCUUCUUGUCCAGGCUUCUUCCAUCCCUGUGAUUUGGGAUGAAGAGAAUGGAGCUGAGUUAGAAUGGAGGACAUACACUUACUGGAUGAGCAACAAAGAAGAUGCCGGCAAGGGUUGUCCUGCGGCAGCUCCGGUCUCCAGUUUUACCAUCCAGUCGAUCUUAGGCAGCGGCACCUCAGAGGGAGGCAGAGAGCCCAGCUCCAAGCAGACCGCCUCCGCCUGGCCGAGCAGGAAGAGGAGCCUGUCGGUCUCUUCCGAAGAAGAAGAGCCGGACGAGGGCUGGAAACAUCCCGCUUGCUUCUGCUCCGACUCGCAGGCCCCUGAAGAAACGUGUCACAAACAUCAGCCCCUCAGUUUCACGUGUCUCAGCAAUUCCAAAGGGACCGGCGCGGCGCUCGGUUCCGACCGUCGGACGCCGCCUUUCCUCUCUCCGUCCCAGCCGGAUUUUAAGGAAGAGAAAGAGAAGCCGUUCGCUCCCAAUUCGCCCGCCUGCUCGGCGGACCGGCCAAGGGACGGGGCGGACCGGCAGGCCGGUUCGGCCAAGAAGAAGACGCGCACGGUCUUCUCGCGGAGCCAGGUGUACCAGCUGGAGUCGACCUUCGACAUGAAGCGCUACCUGAGCAGCUCCGAGCGGGCCUGCCUGGCCUCCAGCUUGCAACUGACAGAGACCCAAGUGAAAACCUGGUUUCAGAACCGGCGGAACAAAUGGAAGCGGCAGCUCUCGGCGGAACUGGAGGCGGCCAACAUGGCCCACGCCUCGGCCCAGACUCUGGUGGGGAUGCCGCUGGUUUUCAGAGACAAUUCCCUCCUGAGGGUGCCCGUGCCCAGGUCCAUCGCCUUCCCGGCCCCCUUGUACUACCCCGGCAGCAACCUGUCUGCCUUGCCGCUUUACAACCUCUACAAUAAGCUCGAUUACUGAGACGGACUCAGACGACCUUCCUGCACCCGAGCCAGGACGCGCGGCCUGCUGCGCCCUUUUCUUCACCCAUCCGUCUGUUGUCGAUCGGAAAGGAGAACUGUGCUUUUUGCAUUGUUAAGAAAUACACCAUGUGUAUUCAUUGCUCUUAUAUUAUAUUAUAUAUACAUAUAUAUAUAUAUAUAUUUAAAAUAUUUAUGGGAAUCCUCUUUGGGGUGGUUUCUUUCGGUUGUUUUCUAGGCUGGAGAAAGAAUUAGACGGCUUCCGCCUUCUCUUGCUGGGUCUCGUUUUCUGUGCCAGACGCACCUUAAACCAGCUGUUGCUGCUGCUGGGGGGGGGCUCCUCUUUCAAACCAAAACGGGGGUCGUCUUCGUGCCUCGGUGGGCCGUUCUCGAGGUUCUUCCCGUUCUUCCACUUCAACCCCCCCCCAGCAUUAAUUAUAUCUGCGCGAGGGGGGGGAAGCAAAACAAAGGGAGUGGGGGCGCAAGAGAGGCGUACUUCAGACCUGUACAUAAUUUUUAAAGAAAAUAAAAGACAUU
Crotalus tigris (Tiger rattlesnake) is the source of this 2181-nucleotide messenger RNA. RefSeq names its product H6 family homeobox 2 (gene HMX2). Lineage: Eukaryota; Metazoa; Chordata; Lepidosauria; Squamata; Viperidae. Gene Ontology annotation, molecular function: DNA-binding transcription factor activity, RNA polymerase II-specific; RNA polymerase II transcription regulatory region sequence-specific DNA binding. The record is from RefSeq and is a predicted model, not a curated record. The coding region runs from base 620 to 1645 and encodes 341 amino acids. The transcript is spliced from 3 exons. Gene Ontology annotation, biological process: regulation of transcription by RNA polymerase II. Gene Ontology annotation, cellular component: nucleus.